Molecule: messenger RNA, 2146 nt
Organism: Capsella rubella
Lineage: Eukaryota; Viridiplantae; Streptophyta; Magnoliopsida; Brassicales; Brassicaceae
Product: cysteine-rich receptor-like protein kinase 11
Exons: 6
Coding region: 16-1965 (649 amino acids)
Biological process (GO): protein phosphorylation
Molecular function (GO): protein kinase activity; ATP binding
Source: RefSeq, a predicted model, not a curated record
UCAAAGAAAAAAAAAAUGAAACAGAGGAGUUUGUUUACAAUCCUCUGUUUUGUCCUCUGUGUUGUUUCAGUCUCAGCACAACAACAAUGCAUAAACAAUGGUAAUUUCACACCAAACAGUACUUACGACGUGAAUCUCCGAUUAAUACUCUCUUAUCUUCCUUCCAAUGUCACGGCUGGAGAGGGAUUCUUCUAUUCAGGUUCCAUCGGGACAGAACAAAACCGUGUCUUCGCAAGAGGGAUGUGCCUCCCAGGAUCAACUUCAGAUGACUGUUCUGUUUGUAUCAAGACCGCUUCUGAUGGUUUGCUACGGAGUUGUCUUAACCAAAAAGGCGCGUUUACAUGGCCAGGUGAGCCCAUACUUUGCCAUGUGCGCUACUCCAGUACUUUUUUCGACGAUAUAUCCACAGAGCUAUACCCGCGUAAGAUUAUACACAACACUGGAGAUAUCAACUCAAAUGCUCUAACAGAGUUCACACCAAUAUGGGAAGGCUUAAUGGCUCGUAUGAUUGUUACAACCUCGGUAACAAAAAGCAAACCAUCCUCUAGUAAUAGCUAUUACACAGCUGAUGUUGCAGCCUUGACACCUUCCCAGAAUAUUUACGCAUUAAUGCAAUGCACGCCAGAUCUUACACCUCACUCUCGUGAUUGUGAGAGUUGCCUGCGACAAAACGUAGGUGACUGUGGUCAGAAGCAAGUUUGCAUUGUUAUACGGGCAAGCUGCUUUUUCCGUUGGGAUUUGAAAAAAUUCUCUAAGGCUUUUGAUAAUAUUACGUUGGCUGCUUCUCCUCCUUCACUGCAACCUGCCAAAAAAGCCAAAGCUAAAGCUAUUGUGGUAAUUCUUGUUCCCAUUGUUGUGGUAGUCAUCAUCAUCGUCAUCUUUGUACUGCUUGCUCGGCGAUAUGCUGUACUUUGCUGGAGGAGAAAAAAAUUUCAAGAAUUUGAUUUUGAACAAUCUGGUAUUACAACUGUAGACUCCCUGCAAUUUGAUUUUAAGACUAUUAAAGUUGCAACCAAAAACUUUAGUGACAGGCUUGGUCAAGGAGGAUUCGGCGCAGUUUUCAAGGGUACGUUACCUAAUGGAAUUGAAAUUGCAGUGAAGAGGCUAUCCAAAGCGUCAGCACAGGGCGAAGAAGAGUUCAAGAACGAGGUUCUUGUUGUUGCAAAACUACAACAUAGAAAUCUUGUUAGGCUUUUUGGAUUUUGUCUUGAAGGAGAAGAAAAGAUACUUGUUUACGAGUUUGUACCCAACAAGAGCCUUGAUUACUUCCUCUUUGACCCUACAAAACAUGAGAUACUAGACUGGAGUAGAAGGUACAACAUUAUCGAGGGAAUUGCUCGAGGGAUUCUAUAUCUUCAUCAAGAUUCACGGCUCACAAUCAUACAUCGUGAUCUUAAAGCCAGCAACAUUCUCCUAGACGCAGAUAUGAACCCGAAAAUUGCUGAUUUUGGAAUGGCGAGAAUUUUUGGGAUGGACCAAAGUGGGGCUAAUACAAACAAAAUAGUUGGGACACGUGGUUACAUGCCCCCAGAAUAUGUAAUGCAAGGCCUAUUCUCAAUGAAAUCCGAUGUAUAUAGUUUCGGAGUCUUAGUUCUUGAGAUUAUAUGUGGUCAAAAUAACAGAUUCUUCCAGCAGUCAGACAAUACAACUGAGAAUUUUGUCACAUACGCGUGGAGGUUGUGGAAAAGCGAGUCGCUGUUGGAGCUCGUAGAUUCAAGCAUUUCAGAGAAUUGUGAGAAGGAAGAAGUGAAAAGAUGCAUCCACAUCGCACUCCUAUGCGUUCAAAAAGAUCCGAAAGAUCGUCCCACCUUGUCGACAAUCCUGUUGAUGCUUACAAGCAACACCAUCGAUUUACCCGAUCCUCAACCACCUGGGUUCUUCUUUUCGAAUAGACGCAACCAAUUACAAGAGGGCCUGGAGUCUAGCCAAUGUUACUCUAGUGAAACAACAUUUGAAAGAGUUUGACAUAAACCAUGCGUCAGGGACAUUAGUUACAGUGAAACGGUAAUGUUUUUAUGAGUGCUCUUAGUUCUUUUGUAGUCACGUAUCAGCUCCAUCAUUCAAGUUUGUAUGAGUUGUGAUAUAUAAGCUCAUCAAACGGUAAUGCAUUACACACUAAUUAUCAGCUCCAUCAUUAGUUCCAUUA